Molecule: messenger RNA, 1701 nt
Organism: Cucurbita maxima (winter squash)
Lineage: Eukaryota; Viridiplantae; Streptophyta; Magnoliopsida; Cucurbitales; Cucurbitaceae
Product: beta-glucosidase 40-like
Exons: 13
Coding region: 1-1521 (506 amino acids)
Biological process (GO): carbohydrate metabolic process
Molecular function (GO): beta-glucosidase activity
Source: RefSeq, a predicted model, not a curated record
AUGGUGGCCGGAGGAAGAGGCGCCGCCGUAGGCAUCGGCGUGGCGGUGGUGAUGGCGGUGUUAGGGAUUCAGAUCUGUUCGGCGCAGAUUUCCAGAAGCGGUUUUCCGAGCGAAUUUGUUUUCGGAACGGCCUCCUCUGCUUUUCAGUAUGAAGGAGCUAUCAAGGAGGGCGGAAGAGGACUUACAAUUUGGGACACAUUUUCCCAUUCAUUUGGGAAGGUGAUUGAUUCUAGUAAUGCCGAUGAUGCAGUGGACCAGUACCACCGGUAUCCGGAAGACAUUAAACUUAUGAAGGAUAUGGGUAUGGACGCCUACCGAUUCUCCAUUGCCUGGUCUCGGAUUUUUACAAAUGGAAGCGGAGAGAUCAAUCAAGCUGGAGUCGAUCAUUACAACGAUUUCAUUAAUGCUCUGUUAGCUCAAGGAAUCGAACCCUAUGUCACUCUCUAUCAUUGGGACCUUCCUCAAGCCUUAGAAGACAGAUACACUGGCUGGCUCAGCCCCCAAAUCAUACAAGAUUUCGCGGUUUUCGCCGAGACGUGCUUUCAGAAGUUUGGCGAUCGAGUGAAGAAUUGGAUUACGUUCAAUGAACCGCAUACCUUCGCUACACAGGGUUACGACAUCGGCCUUCAUGCGCCGGGCCGCUGCUCCAUUCUUCUCCAUCUCAAGUGUCGGAAUGGCAACUCUGCAACCGAGCCUUACAUUGUUGCGCACAAUCUUCUCCUAUCGCACGCCGCUGUCUCCGAUAUUUACAGGAGAAAGUACCAGAAGAGCCAGGGAGGAGUGAUUGGGAUCUCGCUUGAUGUUAUCUGGUUCGUACCAGGUACGAAUUCCACCGAUGACAUUCAAGCAACCCAAAGAGCUCAAGAUUUUCAGCUCGGAUGGUUUCUCAAUCCGUUGAUAUUUGGUGAAUAUCCAAGCUCCAUGAGAAGCAGAGUUGGAGGGCGGCUACCGACGUUUUCCGCGUCGGAGUCGGCUUUAGUGAAAGGAUCUCUGGAUUUCGUUGGCAUAAAUCACUACACCACAUUUUACGCUUAUCACAACAGCACAAACAUUAUUGGUGUUGUUCUGAAUGACAGCAUUGCUGAUUCUGGUGCCUUCACAGUUCCAUUCAAAGGGCUGAAAACCAUUGCAGAAAGGGCAAAUUCUAUAUGGUUAUACAUAGUUCCUAGUGGGAUGCGAAGUUUGAUGAAUUACAUCAAGAACAACUAUGGAAAUCCACUAGUGAUCAUCACUGAAAAUGGGAUGGACGAUCCGAACGACCGAUCUAAACCGAUCAAAGAAGCAUUAAAGGAUGAGAAAAGGAUCAGAUACCACAAUGGCUACUUAACAAACCUUCUAGCUGCCAUCAAGGAAGAUGGGUGCAAUGUGAAAGGGUACUUUGCUUGGUCUCUGUUGGAUAAUUGGGAGUGGUCUGCUGGUUUCACUUCAAGGUUUGGCCUUUACUAUGUUGAUUACAAGGACAAGCUGAAGAGAUACCCCAAGGACUCGGUUCAAUGGUUCAAGAAUUUCUUGGCUUCUUAGAACUCAGAGAAUCUUAAAAGAAGGUUAGCCCACAGUUUCAUGCUUUUGUCUUUGUUUUUGUUGUCAUUUGAUACAUUAUCUUAUCGUGCAAAGCUAUAUUUAACAUUAUUGCGCAAAUAAUAAGAUAUUUGUUAAAUAAUAUAUAAUCCAAAUAAAUGGAAAAGGUUGCCCUCUUGAGAA